AUGAGGCUAGGUGGCCGUUUCACAAGCUGGAUCGCUGAGGAGUUCGUGAUGAGCUCGGGAACGACCGACGGCUUCGAGACGUACGACUUCGACUACAAAGCCAGCAGUGUCAGGAUUGCCGCGGUCUUCUCCUCCCCCGGGGAGUUCAUUUCCAUCUCGGAGGAACCGACGACUGACGGGUUCGAGUGGAGCUCCGACUCCAACGAGGCCAUCAGCCGGACCUUGUUCUUGUCUCUCGCCGGAUACUUCAUGGCUGAACGGCACGGGCGAGGCGUACACGACCAUCACGCUGGGUUCCAGUCCUUCGACCUGACGGGCUUCGCCGACCAGUACGUCACCUCCAUUGGAAUCGAAAUGAAGGGGACCGGCUCGGGAGCGCCCGGGUUCGCAGUGCUUGACCCCAUGGUACUUGGCGCCAAGAUCGAUAACCCCUCCGACACCUUCUAUGUUGGGUCUACUUUCAUCGAGUUCUGGAGUGGAAACGGAUUGCCGGACUUCGUGGGGACGGGCUCGGGAGACCAAAACGCAAUCAACGGUGCCAUUUGCGCGGUGAAGAAGGGUACUUUCGACGGCGUGGACUGCAUCGACAUGGAUGAAACUGCUACGGGCACGGUGGAUCUGUCCUGGGUGCGUACUUCGUGGACGGCAACGUCUUCAUGCAGUCUGGCGUUCUCCUCCUCGGCGAAUCGAAGACGUGUGGAUCCAAGGGAAUUAAGUUCCCGAGACCGGCACCGACAGCAAUCCCGCCGUAUCUGGCCUAGGAUCGACCUGCCGCUCGGUUGUGAACUCCCAGAUUUUGUCGUGGCUAGACUAACACUGAUGGAGAUGCCAGUUACAGCUUUUUCUGCGUCCCUGCAUUCCCUGCCCAAGGCAAGUCUGUGUCUCGUUCCCUCCGUUCCUCCUCUUCACCGCUCGAUGCCGAACACGUUGCAGAACGUCACUUGUGAGGGCGUCGACAUUCGCUACUGCAGCGGUGACGCCCUGGUCGUGCGCGACUCUACCCUCGUAAGCAUCGACGCCGGCAGAUACGACGAGCAUGAAGGAGUUCCUUCCGUGGACUAUCGGCCUAAGCCGAGGCACCGGUCUGAUAGUCGACACGUCGGACUCCGUCUGAGUUCGCCGGCACACGUUACGCGACAACGUCGUGGCGGGUCUCCACAUCAUGGGCUCGAACAAUUUUACCUUCGAAGCAACCAUCGGCGAGGGCCCGAGGGCGCAGGAAACGUUGGCAGCGUUGACGGACAGCAGCCUAUCGAAGUCAUCGUCGAAUCCUCCAGCCUUGUAAAGUUCCAAGAUAAGCCGGUUCAGUCGGUCAAUGAUCCGGUGAUGACCAUCACCGAUAGCACGACGGUGUCCUUCACCAACGGCGGCUACUCCAAUGUCCCAUCCGGCACGUGCACCAUUCAGGCUGACGACCCCAGCACGGUCACGAUUGACGCCGACGAAGAUGAGCUCGUUCUGGAAGGCACGUGCUACGUCAAGGUGUAA
Ectocarpus siliculosus is the source of this 1488-nucleotide messenger RNA. Lineage: Eukaryota; Phaeophyceae; Ectocarpales; Ectocarpaceae. The record is from the annotation of a GenBank genome assembly.